GGUCGGAUGACAAUCUGAUGUCUUUGUAUGUCAGAAAAUAGAUAUCUUGUUAAUGCGCUGCGUUCCACAUGUCUCGCUGCCUCAUCUCCGCAUCCUGACCAUGCAGGUCCUCACUCGAGCAGUGAUGUAAUCGCACCUCCCACCACACAAUCUCCAAAACACUACACAUCUAUCAACCAAACAUCCACCCGCUCCAAAAAUGACUCUCCGAACAAUAUCCGCAAAAACCGCCGCCCUCCUGGACCAAGACCUGAUGUCCAGCGGCGCCUUCUCACUCGACCAACUAAUGGAACUCGCCGGCCUCAGCAUCUCCCAAGCGCUCUUCAAACUGCACCCUCUGAGCUCCGGCCGCCGCAUCCUGAUCGCCUGCGGCCCGGGCAACAACGGCGGCGACGGGCUGGUCGCCGCCCGGCACUUGUUCCACUACGGCUACCGCCCGACCGUGUACUACCCCAAGCAGAGCAAAAGUGAGCUAUUUGCGCGGCUGCGCACGCAGCUCGAGGACCUGCGCGUGCCGUUCACGGCGGACUUCCCUGCGGCGCUGCGAGACGCGGAUCAUGUGAUCGACGCGGUGUUUGGAUUUUCGUUCAAGGGCGAGGUGAGGGAGCCGUUUGGCGCGGUGGUGCAGGCGCUGGCGGAGACGCGGGUGCCGGUGCUGGCGGUGGAUGCGCCGUCGUCGUGGGAUAUUGAGGAGGGGCCCAGGGAGGAGGGGCCUGGCAAGGGGUUUAUGCCGGCGGCGUUGGUGAGUUUGACUGCGCCGAAGCCGCUAGUGAAGUGGUUCAAGGGGAGGCAUUUUGUGGGCGGGCGGUUUGUGGGGCCAGGGAUCGCGGAGAAGUAUGGGUUUGAUGUGCCGAAGUAUGAGGGGCUGGAUCAGGUGGCUGAGGUGCCGCUUGAGGGGAAGCUGUGAGAGAUGGUCAUUCCAGUAAGGAAGUGUGGAUAUGCAAGGAGAAAGCAAAGGAUCGAAGGACGGACGGUAAGGGUGAGGAUUAAUCGAGGUCAAGCUGUGAGCAGACCAGUAUAUCUUCACAUUUGUUUUCAGAGGAAGAAAAUGGGGUUGAUUUCACAUCUAUUCAGGUUAUCGUGACUUUGCAAACUAUAUCAAAUUGUGUGCACGGUAAAGUAUGGCAGUGCCUCCUGUCGUUCUUACAGACACUCGCAGUGAUCAAAAUAGCACAUCUCUGGGUAUAAUCGUCUGCCAAUAGCACUGAUUUUCAUCAGCAACGGUAUAGAAGUCGU
Messenger RNA from Boeremia exigua, 1236 nucleotides. RefSeq names its product apolipo protein A-I binding protein-like protein. NCBI's taxonomy places the organism in Eukaryota, Fungi, Ascomycota, Dothideomycetes, Pleosporales, Didymellaceae. The transcript is spliced from 2 exons. Bases 200 to 907 code for a protein of 235 amino acids. The record is from RefSeq and is a predicted model, not a curated record. Gene Ontology annotation, cellular component: mitochondrion. Gene Ontology annotation, molecular function: NAD(P)HX epimerase activity.